Molecule: messenger RNA, 3789 nt
Organism: Calypte anna (Anna's hummingbird)
Lineage: Eukaryota; Metazoa; Chordata; Aves; Apodiformes; Trochilidae
Gene: RBM19
Product: RNA binding motif protein 19
Exons: 25
Coding region: 106-2985 (959 amino acids)
Molecular function (GO): RNA binding
Source: RefSeq, a predicted model, not a curated record
CGGCCACGUGACGCGGUGGCAAGAUGGCGGCGCCCGCGGGGCGGUGUGCGCGGAGCUGAGGCUGAGCGGGGCCUUGUCUGUCGCCCACAGGUCUCUGUCGCCGACAUGUCGCGGCUUAUCGUGAAGAACCUACCUAACGGGAUGAAGGAGGAUCGUUUCAGGAAGCUGUUUGCAGCCUUUGGCUCCCUGACUGACUGCUGCUUGAAGUUCACCAAGGAGGGAAGGUUCCGGAAGUUUGGCUUCAUCGGCUACAAGUCUGAGGCUGAAGCUCAGGCAGCACUGAACCAUUUCCACAGGAGCUUCAUAGACACCUCCAGAGUUACAGUUGAGUUAUGCAAGUCUCUCGGGGACCCUUCCAAGCCCAAAGCAUGGAGCAAGCACUCUCAGAAGAUCCCUGCUCCUGAGAAACAGACUGAGAAGCCUGGGGCAAGCACAGCUCCUGCAGGCACAAAGAAAGGUAAAAAGAAGAAAGAUCCAACAGAAAACUUAAAGGAGCUGGAAGAAGAUGAAACAUUCCAGGAGUUCUUGAAGGUUCACCAGAAGAGGUCUCAAGUGGCCACUUGGGCUAAUGACACUUUGGCAGAGGAGCCCAAGAAGGGAAAAUUAAAGGCAGCAGCUGAUUAUCUCAACUUUGAUUCAGAUGAAUCUGAGGAGCUGAGUGAGGAGGAGGAGGAUGGGGAUGAAGAUGAGGAGGAAGGUAAAGCAAAGAAGGGACCAAAAAAGGCAGCUGCCAGCAAAGACCUCUCAGAUAUGGAUUAUCUGAAAUCUAAAGUGGUGAAGGACUCUUCCUCUUCAUCCAGCACAGAGGAAGAAACAGAGAGUGAGGAGGUGGAAGAGGAAAGUGAGAGUGAGGAGGACUCAGGCAUUGCAGAGACCACUGGCACCCACACAGAUAAAAAGGGGAGGCCAAGAGCCCAACAGACACAUCAAGAAACAGCAGUGGAGAAGAAGAAAAAAGGAUCCACACUAGAGAGCCAGGACAGCUCAGCAGAAGGCAGCACACCAUACACAGUGAGGCUCCGUGGUGCCCCCUUGCACAUCACUGAGCAAAAGAUCCGUGAAUUCCUCUUUCCCCUGAAGCCAGUGGCAAUCAGGAUAGGAAAAGGCAGCCAGGGGAGAAAGAGAGGUUGUGUCUUUGUUGACUUGAAGAGUGAAGCAGAAGUGAAAAGGGCCUUGAAACGAAAAAAAGAAUACUUGGGUGGGCACUGCAUUGAGGUGUUGCCAUGCAGGGAUGUCCCAAAGGAGACACUGCCAGCAAAACCUGAAAAGCAGCCAUGGCAAAGAAGGAAGAGGGAUGAUGAGGAAGAAGAGGAUUUGUCUGAAUCAGGAAGGCUCUUUGUCAGGAAUCUUCCUUUCACCAGCACUGAGGAGGACUUGGAGAAGAUCUUCUCCAAGUAUGGACCCCUCUCCGAGAUCCAUUUCCCUGUAGACAGACUGACCAAGAAGCCCAAGGGAUUUGCUUUCAUCACCUACAUGAUUCCAGAGCAUGCAGUGAAGGCCUACACAGAACUGGAUGGGCAGGUGUUCCAGGGCAGGAUGUUGCAUCUUUUACCAUCCACAAUCAGAAAGGAAAAAAUCAAAGACCCGGAUGCAGAAGAUUCUUCCUCCUACAAAAAGCAGAAAGAGGCCAAGGACAAAGGCAGCAGUGGCAGCUCUCACAACUGGAACACGUUGUUUGUGGGGACAAACGCCGUGGCUGAUGCCAUUGCUCAGAAGUACAAUGCUUCCAAAAGCCAAGUGCUGGAUCCUGAGAGUAAGGACAGUGUGGCAGUGAGGAUUGCUCUGGGAGAAACUGAGCUGGUCCAGGAAAUUCGCCAGUUCCUCCUUGAGAAUGGAGUCAGCCUGGAUUCCUUCAGCCAGGCUGCUGGGGAGAGGAGUAAAACAGUGAUCCUGGUGAAGAACCUCCCUGCCAGCACCAGCCUGGCAGAGCUGGAGAGCAUCUUCAGCAGACAUGGCAGCCUGGGCAGGGUGCUGCUGCCCAAGGGAGGCAUCACAGCCCUGGUGGAGUUCCUGGAGCCAGCAGAGGCCAAGCAGGCAUUCACCAAGCUGGCCUACUCCAAGUUUCAUUCCGUGCCUUUGUACCUGGAAUGGGCUCCAAUGGGUGUCUUCAUCAGCCCAGCCCCUCAGAAAAAACACCCUGAGGCUCCAGAAAAGGGUGGCAAAGCAAGGCCUGCACUUGAUGAGGACACUGACACAGCUGUAAAGGACUUGGAGGAAAAAUCAGCACAGGAAGAAGAGAAGGAAGAGGAGGAGGAGGAGGAGGAAGAGGAAGAAGAAGAAAGCAUUCCUGGCUGUACCUUGUUUGUGAAAAACCUGAACUUUGCCACCACAGAAGACACACUGAGGGAGAGAUUCUCCAAAGUGGGAGCUGUGAAGAGCUGCACAAUAUCCAAGAAGAAAGACAAAGCAGGCACUUUGCUCUCAAUGGGCUUUGGAUUUGUGGAGUACAAGAAGCCAGAGAGUGCCCAGAAAGCCCUGCGCCAGCUCCAGGGCUGCUCUGUAGAUGGCCAUAAGCUGGAAGUGAAAAUCUCAGAGAGAGCUAUCAGACCUGCUGUGAAAUCCUCCAGAAAGAAACAAACAGCCAAAAAGCAGAGGACUUCCAAGAUCUUGGUCCGAAACAUCCCCUUCCAGGCCACUGCCAGGGAAGUCAGGGAACUCUUCAGCACCUUUGGAGAGCUGAAGACCAUCCGGCUGCCCAAGAAAAUGGGAGGAACGGGAUCCCACCGGGGCUUCGGGUUUGUGGAUUUCCUCACCAAGCAGGAUGCCAAGAAAGCCUUCAAUGCCCUGUGCCACAGCACACACCUGUACGGCCGGAGGCUGGUCCUGGAGUGGGCAGACACAGAGGAGACAGUGGAGGCCCUGAGAAGGAAAACAGCAGAGCAUUUCCAUGAUUCCCCGAAGAAGAGAAAACGCUCGGAGGUUUUGAGUGAAAUCCUGGAGCAUCUGGAUGAGGAGGAGAACAACAAAGAGGAGGAGGCUAUCUAGCAGCUGCCAGCCAUCAGCAAGGUCUCUUUGCUGAUGGAUGGAGGAGAAGCCACUGCUGGGGACUCAGCAGCCAGCACACUUGUUGCCAGCAGAGUCCCCUCAUCCCAUGGAGCCCAGGCCUGAUGGAUGCCACCCAAAUUCCCAACCUUCCCAACCAGACCUGGAGUUGGGAGCAGCAGGAAGAGCCCCUGGCUGCCAGCAGCUUCUGCCUGAGGAGUUCUUCAUAAAUCCAGGCAGGGAAUCAUCCCCACAUCUCCAAAACCACCCAGCCUGGUGGCACAGACACCCAGAGGGAUGGACACAGCCCCUGCUGAGCCCGGGGCCUUCAGCAGAACCUGCUCUUCAUGGCUGGAUGAAGGGAUAAUUUCUGUACCUUAAAAACCCACAUGUAUAUUUGGAGAUUUAUUUUUUUUUUCCAAACCGAGUCACAAUCUCUGGUUUGUUUGGAUUUGUUUGUUUAAUACCUCUUUUCCCCCAGCCUAGGUAGUUCCCCUGCUCUGAUAGGGAGAUAAGCAGGUUUUAGGAGGGAGGCCUGGGGUUUGCUGCGUGGGGCUUUGUGCCUCUGUCAUUCCUGUCCCUGCUCCCAGGCAGUCGCCUCCCAUCUCUCCCUUCCCAGGCUUUCAAAAGGAAAGAGGCUUUGCUUUUCAGCCAGGGGACUGCUUUACAUAUGUAGGCAGCUGAUAAAGUAUUUUCACUUCGCCCCUUUCCCCUCUGGGAAUCGCUGUCUUACGGCAAAAAUGUUUUGUCUGACAAGGGCUGCAACAGAUUACACGUGUUGGCUGCAAACACGGGGCCUUUUUUUUU